This is a messenger RNA of Trichoderma harzianum CBS 226.95, 897 nucleotides long. RefSeq lists its product as hypothetical. Bases 1 to 897 code for a protein of 298 amino acids. The record is from RefSeq and is a predicted model, not a curated record. The transcript has a single exon. Lineage: Eukaryota; Fungi; Ascomycota; Sordariomycetes; Hypocreales; Hypocreaceae.
AUGUCUGAACCCGGAGUCUACGACGUCUAUAUCAUAGACGAAGGAAAUGACGGUACAGCUUUCCACACUCGCAAUGAAAAGGGGAAAAAUUUUCGUCGCAUCCUCCAACAGACUCCUAAUGGAAGCGAUCUUCAUUUGACGGCCAAAAUUCGGAUCGAAGAUAUUGUCCAUGGCACGCUAUCAGACGGUAGCCAAGGUGCCCUUAUUAUUCUUGGCUUCUGGUUUGCCACAUACAAGCAGAGACACCGCUUCAAGCGAGUUCGUCUACAGUUUCAUUUUCAAGAUGUCGAAAUGCCUGGUAAGAAUGAUCCUAGGGUAGUCAGCAUGUACCCCGAGGGUAUCUGCUACCUAUACGAGACAACGUCUACCAAGAAUGUCACCACUAGAGGGGAAAUUUCCGGCAGAAUUCAAGCUCCAGCAUCAGCUCCUAUUGAUGGAAGCGUCGGAUACAGUAUUGAGACAUCGGAGAGAGUUGAAGAGAAAUAUGGCGUUCUUUUCACGGGCAUGCCCCGCAUUCACAAAGAAUACGGCGACGACGAAGACGCCGUAGUAUGGACUCUUGAGGAAAGCCAGGAUUCCUCUCAGAGGCGAGGUGUGCCAGCCAAUUUACAGACAGCUAUUGUAUUGGGUCUUCCUUCGGAUGGGCCCUUUUCAAUGACCCUAGAGGUCGAAUGCGAGCCGGAUACCCAGACUCAGCUCAAGACGAAACUAUUGGGACGAAGAAUCAUCGAGGAUAUUGAUCCCGUACAGAUCCAGAGUGACACGCAACAGCUUCGCGCAGGGAACAGACCUGGUGAUAGAUUGAGUCUUCAGGAAAGAGAGACAUUAGAUUUGGUGGCGUUGAACCAAUUUGGGUUCAUUAAGAGGGAGAUACGGGUUGAUGCGACGUCCAUUUAG